This is a messenger RNA of Zonotrichia albicollis (white-throated sparrow), 2086 nucleotides long. The record is from RefSeq and is a predicted model, not a curated record. Lineage: Eukaryota; Metazoa; Chordata; Aves; Passeriformes; Passerellidae.
GCCUGGAUCAGUGGUAUCCGAGCGGGCUCUGUCCCCUCCUGUGGCAGCCAUGUCAAGGCCAGCUGCCGCUGGAUCGCCUUCAGCGCCGAGGCUGCCGGUGUGCUGGGCAUUGUGCCCCUGGAGUGCCAGGAUGGGGGCAAGAGGACCAUAUCUCAGCUCUGCUGCCACUCAGAUGUGGUCACAGACUUUGACUUCUCCCCCUUUGAUCAGCUCCUGCUGGCCACAGGCUCUGCUGAUGAGACGGUGAAGGUGUGGCGCCUCCCCGAGGGUGGCCAGGACAUUCCCAGUGGCUCAGGGCUGACCCUGGGGCCCGGGGGGGCUCCAGUGGACACUCUGCAGUUCCACCCCACGGCAGACGCUGUCCUGGCCAGUGGUGCAGGGAGGAGAGUCACUGUGUGGGACCUGGGCCAGCAGCAGCCCCUGACAGUCCUGGAUUCCCACGGGGACCAGCUGCAGAGCCUGACCUGGAAGCGAGAUGGGCGCCUCCUGGGCACCUCCUGCAAGGACAAGAAACUGCGGAUCUUUGACCCCCGAGCAGGCCCAGCUGCCUCCCAGAGUGUCCUGGGACACGACAACAACAAGGACUCCCGGCUGCUCUGGAUGGGCUCCAGCGAUUGCCUCAUCUCCGUGGGGUUCAGCCAGAUGCGGGAGCGGGAGGUGAAGCUGUGGGACACGCGGAGGCUCAGCGGGGCGACGCUCACCAUGGCUCUGGACACCUCACCUGGGGUGACCAUCCCUCUGUACGACGCCGACACGGGGCUGCUGGUGCUGGCAGGGAAGGGAGAAAACCUCCUGUACUGCUUCGAGGUGGCCCCUGCACAGCCAGCACUCACCCAGGUGACCCAGUGCAGGACAGAGGGCAGCACGCGGGGCCUGGGGGCCGUGCCACGCCUGGCCCUGGAUGUCAUGGCCUGCGAGGUGCUCCGUGUCCUGCAGCUCACCGACACCGCCCUCGUCCCCAUCAGCUACGUGGUGCCACGCAAGUCUGUGCAGGAGUUCCACGAGGAUCUGUUCCCUGACUGCACAGGGAUGCUGCCAGCCACCGAUGCCCAAGGCUGGUGGGCAGGGGACAGCCAGCAGGUGGGGAGGGUGAGCCUGCACCCUGCACGGAGACCCACGGAGACCUUCACAUCCCCCAUCAUUGCUGGCACUGUCCCCACCAACGCCGGACACACAGACACCGACACCGGCCACACCGACAUCGACACUGGCCACACUGACGCCGACCAGAGUGAAGCCAGUGGCUACUCCUCCCCGUCCUCGCUGGCCUCCCCAGGCAGCGCGGCCACCUCGCUCUCAGCCAGCACCGGCCCCUCCAGCGGCUUUGCCAGCAGCGGGUGAGGACGCCAAGAUCCGGCUGUGGCGCAUCCCUGAGGGAGGGCUGCAGGAGACCCUGCAGGAGCCUGAAGCUGUUCUCCGAGGUCACACGGAGAAGAUUUACUCCAUCCGCUUCCACCCCACGGCAUCCGAUCUCCUGGUCUCCUCCUCCUACGACAUGACCGUGCGGAUCUGGGAGCUGAGCACAGGGCAGGAAGUCUUGUGCCUGCAGGGACACACGGAUCAGAUUUUCAGCAUGGCUUGGAGCCCGGAUGGGAAGAAGCUGGCAACGGUGAGCAAAGAUGGACGGAUACGGCUCUACGAGCCACGGCGCGGCUCUCAGCCUCAACAGGAGGGCCCAGGUCCCGAGGGGGGACGCGGAGCGCGCCUGGUUUGGGUUUGUGGUGGUGACUACAUCCUGGUGUCCGGCUUUGACAGCCGCAGCGAGAGGAGGAUCCUCCUGUACCGGGCACAGGCCCUGUCUGAAGGACCUUUGUCUGUCCUUGGUCUGGACGUGGCCCCUUCCACCCUCCUGCCCUUUUAUGAUGAGGACACCAGUGUUGUCUUCCUCACCGGCAAGGGUGAUACCAGAGUCUUCCUCUAUGAAGUGAGCCCCGAGCCCCCCUACUUCCUCGAGUGCAACAGCUUCACCUCCAAUGAACCCCACAAGGGCUUUGUCUUCCUGCCCAAAACGGCGUGCGAGGUGCGGGACGUGGAGUUUGCACGGGCGUUGCGCCUGGGGCAGAGCAGCCUGGAGCCCGUGGCUUUC